AUGGGCGCUCUACUUUCUCUGCCACUUUUGGCGGUGCCGAGUGCCGGUACCCUUAUAACGCUUGCAACUUCAUGUUGUGGAGCUGCAACUUGCUCGGCAGUAUGUAGUGCGUGCGGGAAAUUUCAAAAUAGUAUGGCUACGAGAAUCGCCUAUGCCUUCAUCCUUCUGAUCAAUUCAAUCGUUUCGUGGAUAAUGCUCACACCAUGGGCGCUUAAGAAACUACAAAAUCUGACUUUGGACUAUAUGGAAAUCACUUGCGACGGCAAAGAAUGCCAUGGUUGGGUGGCGGUCCACCGUAUUAACUUCGGUCUCGGUCUCUUUCACCUGGUGCUUGCGCUGUUCCUGUUGGGGGUGAGGUCAUCUAAAGACGGCCGUGCGGCCCUUCAGAAUGGCUUCUGGGGUCCAAAGAUCAUCCUCUGGAUCGCCUUCGUGGUCGUGUCAUUCUUCAUUCCGCAGUCGUUCUUUUUCAUCUAUGGUCGUUACAUCGCGUUUAUUUGCGCUAUGCUCUUCCUAUUGCUGGGUCUUAUCCUUCUGGUAGAUCUGGCGCACUCCUGGGCUGAGAUCUGUCUGCAGAAGAUUGAGGAUAGCGACUCCCGAAUUUGGCGCGGGCUGCUCAUUGGUUCAACUAUUGGCAUGUACAUCGCAUCGAUCGUGAUGACCGUCCUUAUGUAUGUUUUCUUCGCUGGCAGUGGAUGCGCCAUGAACCAAGCUGCGAUUACGGUUAACCUCGUUGUUUUCUUGAUCAUUUCCUUCGUGUCCAUUCAGCCUAUAGUGCAAGAAUCCAAUCCGCGAGCGGGUUUGGCUCAAGCAGCUAUGGUGACUGUCUAUUGCACAUAUCUGACUAUGUCGGCUGUUUCAAUGGAACCAGAUGACCGCCAGUGCAAUCCUCUAGUGCGCGCUCGCGGGACGAGAACGGCCAGUAUUGUUUUGGGAGCCAUUCUUACCAUGGCUACCAUCGCGUACACGACAACGCGUGCAGCCACUCAGGGCCUUGCGUUGGGAUCCAAGGGCGGCCAUAAUUAUUCGCCGCUGGGGACGGAUGACAACGAACAUGGUCUUGUGACCCAACAGCCGACCAGUCGUCGCGAGAUGCGUGCCGAAGUUCUUCGUGCCGCCGUGGCUAGUGGCAGUUUACCUGCUAGUGCACUCGACGAUGACAGCGACGAUGAAUCCGAUGACUAUAACACUAAGGACGAUGAACGAGGGUCGACGCAGUAUAACUACUCCUUGUUUCACGUGAUCUUCUUCUUGGCUACGACCUGGGUGGCCACACUUCUCACUCAGCGCUUGGAAACCGAAGCCGAGAAUACAGAUGACUUUGCUGCUGUGGGGCGGACUUACUGGGCCAGCUGGGUGAAGAUCAUCAGCGCCUGGGUCCACCAAAUCCAAUCCGGUCAAGUCAUUGUCGAUCUCUGCUCUGUUGCUAAGGAGUUGGUCGAAAACAGUCUUGACGCCGGUGCCACAUCGAUCGAGGUCCGAUUCAAGAAUAAUGGACUAGACUUGAUUGAGGUGCAAGACAACGGCAGUGGAAUAUCCCCUGAGAACUACGAGAAUGUCGCACUCAAACAUUAUACAUCGAAGCUUUCUUCCUACGAGGAUCUAUCGCGGCUACAGACUUUCGGUUUCCGCGGCGAAGCACUAUCGUCCCUAUGCGCCCUGUCCGAGUUCCAUGUUAUCACUGCCCAAGCCAACCAAGCUCCCAAAGCCAACCGUCUCGAUUUCGAACCUUCCGGGAAGCUGAAGAAGACACAAAUUGUCGCGGGCCAGAAGGGCACAACGGUAUCGGUGGAGGGACUGUUCAAGAAACUACCUGUGCGGCGCCGUGAGCUAGAGAAGAAUAUCAAGCGUGAAUAUGGAAAGGUUUUAAACCUUCUUCAUGCGUACGCAUGCGUCAGCACAGGCGUCCGUUUCAGCGUCAAGAACACGGUCGCAAAGACCCGCAACGUCGUGGUCUUCUCUACGAACGGUAACCAGACAACGAAAGAGAACAUCGCUAAUGUUUACGGCGCGAAGACCCUAAUGGCUUUGAUUCCGCUCGAUCUAACCUUGGAAUUCGAGCCAUCUACGGCUGGAAAGCGAGCCGCUGUGGAUGAAGGGCGGGAGGUGAAUAAGAUCUCCGUCCGGGGACAUGUCUCGAGACCUGUUUUCGGGGAAGGCAGGCAAACACCUGACCGUCAAAUGUUCUUUGUCAACUCUCGUCCUUGUGGAUUACCGCAAAUAGCCAAAGCGUUCAAUGAGGUUUAUAAAUCUUUCAACGUGUCACAGUCACCAUUUGUGUUUGCGGACUUUCAUAUGGAUACUAACGCAUACGAUGUCAACGUUUCACCCGAUAAGCGCACGAUUUUACUGCACGAUGCGGGAAUUAUGAUCGAGUCUCUGAAAACAUCUCUUACGCAGUUGUUUGAAUCCUCGGAUCAGACAGUUCCCCAAUCCCAAGUCAACAACGCUAAGCAGUCAACUACUAAACUACAGUCCGGAAAAUUGCAAGACAUUCUAAUCCGUAAAUCUUCGUCUGGGGGCGCAGAGACUGCGGAUGAUGAGGGAUCAGAAAUGGACGAAAGCCAGGCCAAUGGCAGAAGCAAGCUCAACUCCCAACAUAGAAUGAGGAGCUUCUUAAGCGAUAUCGGAUCGUCACCUGGGGGUAGAGCGAGCAUAUCCUCGUCUCCCCUUCGUGCGGACAAAGAACCUGCGCGUGAUAUGACAUUGUUGCCUCCAAAUACGCCUACCCAAUCGAAACGCAACUCAUUCGAGACAGACAAUCAGCUCUUCGUUACAGAUGAUGACAUCCAACAGGAAGAACCAUCACUGGGUGCAGGCGAGAGCAUGCGACCAGAACGCCCCGCUGGUGAAGAUUCACAGAUUGCAGAUGAUAACGAUGCUCCACUAAGUAAUACACCACCAGACUCGCAGCAGACAAUAACGCAGAGACGAGAGCCGUCUGCGGAAAUACCCAAUACUAUACAGAAUGCGUUCGACCGAAUGAGGCCAAGACGAGCGCCGGCUGAGGUGGCGACGAUCACUAUCGGAAACAAGACAGUGACGUCCAUAGUAGGAAGUGGUCCCUAUCGAAAGCGUGAUAUUGACCAUGUCGACACUACUAGCUCCACAUCUCGGAAAAGACGUAUACAUACCCCAUCUCGUCCUAGUAUAUUUGGGAAGCACAUGAGGGGCUUUGCAGCGCCUGGGGUUCAGGUAGAACACACCGCGAGCAGUGAGGCCGAGGAAGAGGAGGGAUAUGAAGAGGAAGAAGAGGAAGAGGAGGUUGAAGAGGAGAUCGAAGAUGAAGAGCCUGAGGGUGGUCCUCGAUCUCAUGUUCCUUCCGACCAAGAUAGUAUUCAAUCGCAAGAUGAAGCUCUACCUGAGGCUGAAGUCAAGGAUGAACCCGCAAUGUCUCAGCAAGAUGCUGCUGCACCUGCGGAAAAGACCUUGAGUGACGAAGAGAAGAAGAAACACGAAGAAGCUGAAGUUCAGCGACUGAUCCGACAGGCAGAAGAAAAAGCUGCCUUGCCACAGGAAAGCAAUAUCAACCGUGCGAACAAGCUGAAUAAGGGCGCUGCUCAUCGCGAUUCCACAGUCAACCUAGUGAGCACUAUCGAUGGUUCACUUUCUAGGAUUCAGCUUCAGAUGGACAAGCUUCAGGAAAGGCUUCGCUUGCACGACUCGAAUGUUGCAGAUUCUCAGGACAAUGAGGCUGAAAGUUCGCUAGAAACUGCUGAGGAGCGGUUGUCGCUAACUGUUUCCAAGGAUGACUUUGGCAAGAUGCGGAUUGCUGGGCAGUUCAACUUGGGAUUCAUCCUAGCCACCCGGUCCUCAACAGGUGUCUCUGACUCAGCACCAUCCAGUGCGAAGGAUGAGCUUUUUAUCAUUGACCAGCACGCUUCUGACGAGAAGUUCAACUUCGAGCGACUCCAGGCGGAAACUGUGGUGCAGAAUCAACGACUUGUGCAACCGAAGCAGCUGGAUCUGACGGCGGUUGAAGAGGAAAUCGUGAUAGAGAAUCAAUCUGCGCUGGAGAAGAAUGGCUUUGUCGUGGAAGUUGAUGACAGCGGCAACGAGCCGAUUGGCCGCAGGUGCAAGCUGGUCUCGCUACCACUCAGCAAGGAAGUCGUCUUCGGCGUGCGAGAUCUGGAGGAGCUCAUUGUCCUUCUUUCUGAGACGCCGGCCUGCAGCGCAGCGGGGCCCAUGUAUGUUCCGCGACCGAGUAAGGUGCGAAAAAUGUUCGCUAUGCGGGCGUGUCGGUCCAGCAUUAUGAUUGGGAAGAACCUGUCCCAAAAGCAAAUGACCCGAGUAGUGCGAAACAUGGGCACGAUUGACAAACCAUGGAACUGCCCUCAUGGUCGACCGACCAUGCGACAUCUGAUGAGCCUGGGACAAUGGAACGAGUACGAUGAGUUCGACGGCGAUGAAGAGAGUGAGUUAGAGGAUCGCCGGUCAUGGACGGAUACGUUGGAUAUCUGGAAGGAUUACUUCAAGGAAAUGACCGGCGAGGGAGAGGAGGAGAGUGAGGGUGAAGAUGAAGCAGAUUAACAUCACUAUCCUUUUUUUGGUUAC
This is a messenger RNA of Aspergillus caelatus, 4551 nucleotides long. RefSeq names its product serine incorporator-domain-containing protein. The coding region runs from base 1 to 4527 and encodes 1508 amino acids. The record is from RefSeq and is a predicted model, not a curated record. The transcript is spliced from 7 exons. Gene Ontology annotation, biological process: mismatch repair. Gene Ontology annotation, molecular function: ATP binding; mismatched DNA binding; ATP hydrolysis activity. NCBI's taxonomy places the organism in Eukaryota, Fungi, Ascomycota, Eurotiomycetes, Eurotiales, Aspergillaceae. Gene Ontology annotation, cellular component: MutLalpha complex; membrane.